Molecule: messenger RNA, 1954 nt
Organism: Arabidopsis lyrata subsp. lyrata
Lineage: Eukaryota; Viridiplantae; Streptophyta; Magnoliopsida; Brassicales; Brassicaceae
Exons: 2
Coding region: 1012-1608 (198 amino acids)
Source: RefSeq, a predicted model, not a curated record
GAAAAGAAUCCAUCCGGGUCACUUGGUGUUGUUCCAAUCGGUUUGCACGAUCGGUUGUGAACCAUCUUGUGCUUCUCGUCCGUACAAGCCAUGUCCGUACGAUCAUCCUUGAGGCCGUCCGUACCAUUUCAAGAUUACUCGGCCCAUUGGGAUCUCCAGCCUUCCUAGGCCUAUCCAAAGCUUCACCAAGGUUCUAGAAGACUCUCGACCCUUCCAAGAGAGCCGUUACACUCGCCAAGAGAGGAAAAGGACAAGGAGCGCUCUCACCUCCUUUAUGACGCGUUUUCCCUUGCUUUUGACCGUUGUACAUUGUGGAUAUCCAAGAGGAUAUUCCUUUUGCUUUGUCCUUAAAAGGAACCUUUGUAUUGAUCCAUUUUUAGUAAGAAAGAGAAAUAAUCUUUCCAAUCUCUCAAAUCUCUCAAAUCUCUUUACUCUCUUUAGCUUACAUUUUUCCGAUUAAAGUUCUCAUCUUUUCCGAUCAUCUUAAGGUCCCAUCGAAACCUAAAAGCUCCAUAAUCUAACAUGGUAUCAGAGCCAUAAGCUCCAUAUCCUUCAUUCAACCCACCUCAUUUACUUCCGCACCAAAUCUCUCUCUUUUCUUUGAUUUUGUUCGAUGAGUUCAUUCUAUGAUGAGAUGAGUUCUUUACACUCGAAAAUCAUUCCGGUUAUCCUCAAGGGAGGAAACUACUUGCUGUGGUCACGAACCACAAGAUCUGCCUUGUGUAGUCGGGGACUUUGGAACCAUAUCUUGAACGAAGAGGCGCCAAAGGAGACGACCACAAGAGAUGGACAAGAAAUCGUUCUUGUUGAUGAGGGGAAAUGGUUCCAAGAAGAUCAAUCGGUCUUGGUCCUCCUCCGAAACUCGCUUGAGUCCUCAAUACUCGAAGCUUACUCCUAUUGUGAAACUCCUAAAGAGCUUUGGGAUACUCUCUUUAAUGUGUUUGGAAUCUCUCCAACUUGAGCCGGGUGUUCGAAGUGAAGAAGGCCAUCAACGAUCUCUCUCAAGGAGACAUGGAGUUCACUCAACAUUUCGGCAAGUUUAGGUCUCUUUGGGCGGAGCUCGAGAUGCUAAGGCCUAACACCAUUGAUCCGGCGAUCCUCAACGAAAGGCGUGAACAAGACAAGGUCUUUGGUCUCCUUCUCACCUUGAACUCCACCUACAACGAUCUCAUCAAGCACUUACUCCGAGCCGAGAAGCUACCUAACCUAGAAGAAGUGUGCUCUCAAAUCCAAAAGGAGCAAGGAUCUCUUGGUCUCUUCGGAAACAAAGGAGAGCUUGCUACAGCCAACAAAGGAGAGCUCACCACCGCCAACAAGGGAAGCUACAAGUCCGAGAACAAGAGAGGCCUAACUUGUGACCAUUGCAAAAAGACGGGUCAUACCAAGGAGAAGUGUUGGAUCCUCCAUCCCCAUCUCCGACCAAGUAAAUGGAAGGAUCCUAAAGCUCAUCAAGCGAACUGGAGCCAAGAGACUCAAGACACCUCCGGACCCGGACCCUCAACUCAAGCGAAUGGUGUUGGAGUGGCAAUGACGGCGUCUUCGGAGUAUGUGAAGAAAUCUGAUCUCGAUGCUCUCAUUAAGGCUCUUAAGGAGUCAUCCGGAUAUUGAAUCAAGUAGGGUGCUUGGUCAAGGAGUUACAAAGGAUGGUCUUUAUGUUCUAGAAGACACAAAGCUAUCCGAACCUUUAUCUUCUCAUUUUAGUUCAAGUAUUGUUGUUGCGAAUAGUGCUAUUUGGCAUGCUAGACUAGGUCAUCCACAUCCUCGGGCUUUAAGUUUAAUGCUACCAAAAGUUUCUUUUCAAAGUCUUGAUUGUGAAGCUUGUAUUCUUGGUAAACAUUGCAAAGCUAUUUUUCCUAAGUCGUCUACUAUUUAUGAAAGUUGCUUUGAUUUAAUUCAUUCGGAUGUGUGGACUUCACCUUGUUUAUCAAGAGAAAACCAAAAAUAUUUUGUCACA